AUUUUUUGUGAAUAAAAUUCAAUAAAAAUGUUAUAUUUACGUAAAACCCAAGAGCUGGCCAUAAGGAACCUAGCUGCACGUUUCCUGGCCGGUAAUCGUAACUAUAGUCGUGACUAUGAUUCUUCAGAUGAUGAAAAGGAACUGAAAAAAUCCCAAAAACCCAAAAAGGAGAAAUCCCCCGAAACGCCAGCCCCAGCUGCCGCUGAUGAAUCGGCCUCAGCAAAAUUAAAUCGUUUGCUGGCAUCCAUGCAAACUGAAGAUCACAUGAAUUUGAAUAAAAACUAUGAUGUUGUACCCAAACCCGGUGAUGCAAAUAAGAAAAAGAAACUGCAAGUUAAGCAGCAAGCUGAAUCGAAAGAUAUUUUCUCGGCUGCCAAGAGGGUAGCUUCACUGUUAGGCGAGGAAAACAAGCAGCAAACCGAAUCGGAAUUAUUGUCCAAAUUGUUGGGUGGUGGCAAACCAACCACCGGCGAUGCUGGUGCUGGGGAUGCUGGUGAAAAAUCGAAAACCUCUCCCGAAUCCGAUGUUAGCUUAAGUGAUUUAAUUGUUGGCAUGAAAAUUGAUCGUCGUCAAAAUCAAAAAGAUUCCGCACCAACACGCAGUGAAUACGUUCGUCGUUCCAUUGCGGCCAAGGGUAGUCAAAAGCAACAAUAUCGCAAAGAUGGCAAUGCCAAGGAUAAACGUCCCGUGCAACGACCCCGUGAGGCAGCCACUUACACAGGAAGUGUAAACCUCUUUGGCGGUGAACCUUUGGGUAUUUUCACCGAACCCGCACAACUUAAGGAAUCCACUGACCUCUUACCCACUUGGUCGUAUUUGCAAGAACAGUCGCUAAAGCUUCAAGUAAGCCAUCCCCCCAAUAACUAUUUCGAUAAAAUUGCCUUGUGGACGGAACAGGGUAAAGUAUGGCGUUUCCCUAUUGACAAUGAACAGGAUUGGACCGCGGAAAAGGAUGUUGACUUCUCUGAACAUAUCUUUUUGGAACAGCAUUUAGAGGGUUGGUGUCCGACACGUGGUCCCAUCCGUCAUUUUAUGGAAUUGGUAUGUGUUGGUCUUUCGAAGAAUCCUUAUCUAACGGCAAAGGAGAAAAAGGAUCACAUUUUGUGGUAUCGUGAUUAUUUCGAAUCGAAAAAGGAUAUUCUAAAAGAUUUAAUAGCUGAAGAUGCGAAGGCAAAGGCCCAAGGGGCUGCAAAACAAGUUGAGGCAUAA
Musca vetustissima is the source of this 1209-nucleotide messenger RNA. It is a transcript of the gene mRpS31, whose product is annotated as small ribosomal subunit protein mS31. The transcript is spliced from 2 exons. The coding region runs from base 28 to 1209 and encodes 393 amino acids. Gene Ontology annotation, cellular component: mitochondrial small ribosomal subunit. Lineage: Eukaryota; Metazoa; Arthropoda; Insecta; Diptera; Muscidae. The record is from RefSeq and is a predicted model, not a curated record. Gene Ontology annotation, molecular function: structural constituent of ribosome.